AAGUCCACCAUUAAUGGUUAUCUGUUUAGACAAUUUUCCACAAAAAUUGCUGUGUUGUACUAAAUUUACCAGACCCUUUCAAAAAACACCUAACCCCUCUUCAUUUUUUGUCUAUUUAUACACACACAUGUGUGUGCCACAAAAAAAAUUGUAUAUUAUAAGGUGGUAUCAACUAUUCUUUUUAUAAUUUUUGGUAUUCCAGUUAAUUUACAUGCACCUCGACUAAUUUUAGGAGGCAGUAAUAUGUAACGUGGUCUCAAUUAUAGUUCCAUUAUUAUGUGAAUUUGAUUGUGACAUUUUUUUUCAAAUGUUUGACUCUUGUUACAAGAUUUUGUUUUGAUUACUCAGAUUUACUGUUAGACAAAAAAAGAAAAAAAGGAAAGAAGUUUGCUUUAGAGGAGACUUAGGACACGUAAAUCAAGGAGAAAGCUUUUAAGGAUUUUUGCUUCAUUUCAACCACUCACUCAUACACCCUUUAUUCAGACCCUUAAAUUUCUCCUCUUUGUUUGUCUUGUUCUUUCUUUUUUUGAUGAAUCUUAACAGGAAGACCCAAUCAUUGGUUGUUUUGUUGAAGAAUGGGAUGAAUUAAGCAGGCUUUUUGGUACAAAAUCUCAUCUUGGUUUAGCUUUUCUUGGACCAGGACCGUCAAGAGAGCUAGAAAAUCAGAUUUGAGGAGGAUUUAUAUUGUUAUCAACGCUUGGCAGUUAAUAUAGAUAGCAUGGCUCCCGGAGGCAGCAAUUACCAGGAUAUUGGCGAUUCCCGAAGUGGAUAUGCUGAUUAUGGUAUUGCACCAGAAAGUUCUGAAUUCAAAAGCUCCCCUUUUAGAAAAUCUUCAGCUAUUACUGGUGGGAAGCAUGGAGCGGGAUCUAAUAGCGCUGUUCAUGAGCUACUUGAAUGCCCUGUUUGUAUGAAUCCAAUGUACCCGCCCAUUCACCAGUGUCCAAACGGUCACACGUUAUGCCACAAAUGCAAGAAAAAAGUACAUGUAUGCCCAAUUUGCCGCCAUGAGCUUGGAAACAUAAGAUGUCUAGCGCUGGAGAAAAUUGCUGAAUCGCUGGAACUGCCAUGCCGAUACCAAAUUUUUGGCUGUCAAGAUAUAUUCACCUACCAGACUAGGCUUCUACAUGAGCAGAGCUGCAGAUUUCGACCAUACAAUUGCCCAUAUGCAGGAUCUGAAUGCGCUGUUACUGGUGAUAUUCAGUACCUCGUUACACACCUAAAAGAUGAUCACAAGGUUGACAUGCAUGAUGGGUGUACCUUCAACCAUCGUUAUGUCAAAUCUAAUCCUCAAGAAGUUGAGAAUGCUACAUGGAUGUUGACAGUUUUCAACUGUUUCGGUCACCAGUUUUGCUUGCACUUUGAGGCUUUCAACCUUGGAUUGGCACCGGUGUACAUGGCAUUCCUUCGUUUUAUGGGCGACGAUGAUGAUGCAAAAAGAUUUAGUUAUAGUCUUGAAGUAGGUGGAUUUAGCAGAAAGUUAACAUGGCAAGGAGUACCGAGGAGCAUCCGUGAUAGUCAUAAAACUGUUCGAGACAGUUUAGAUGGGCUGAUUAUUCAAAGGAGCAUGGCACUCUUCUUCUCUGGCGGUGACAGGAAGGAGCUGAAGCUAAAGAUAGCUGGCCGCAUUUGGAGAGAACCAUUGUAAACUAGAUAGGGGCAUUUGCGCAAAUGACCAUUGUCGAGGUCACUAUUUAAAUUGUGCCCCUGUUAGUUCAGUGGGCUAAAUUUGUUGGCAAAAAGGCGAAAUUUAGUUCAUUGGGCUAACAGAGACUGAAUUUAAAGAGUGGCCUCUUAGAAGGGCGUUUGGUGCAAAAUAAUCCAACUAGAUAUACUCCUUUUGCUGCAGGAACCCCUGAAAGUAUAGUUAGAUAUUCCUGAUUGGUUGGUGGCUUAUUUUUUGCAUUUCUUGUAAAUGGUUACUAGAAAAUCUGCAGAUGGUUCUAUACAGUUCCUGGUUUUUGGAUCGAUCGAUUUGUAUCGAGUGUAGUUUAGCUCAACUAUGGACCCAUGUUAUGGUUAUUGCUGGCCUUGUAUCUAAAGUUGUGAGGCAUUUAGGCUUUUUUGACCAGCCAUAUGAUAAUCUAUGUAGUAGUUAGUCUCUUAUC
Nicotiana attenuata is the source of this 2105-nucleotide messenger RNA. RefSeq names its product E3 ubiquitin-protein ligase SINAT2-like. Gene Ontology annotation, cellular component: cytoplasm. The record is from RefSeq and is a predicted model, not a curated record. The transcript has 4 exons. Bases 719 to 1645 code for a protein of 308 amino acids. Lineage: Eukaryota; Viridiplantae; Streptophyta; Magnoliopsida; Solanales; Solanaceae. Gene Ontology annotation, molecular function: zinc ion binding; protein binding; ubiquitin protein ligase activity. Gene Ontology annotation, biological process: multicellular organism development; ubiquitin-dependent protein catabolic process.